Coturnix japonica (Japanese quail) is the source of this 5375-nucleotide messenger RNA. It is a transcript of the gene SEC14L5, whose product is annotated as SEC14 like lipid binding 5. Gene Ontology annotation, cellular component: cytoplasm. The record is from RefSeq and is a predicted model, not a curated record. Lineage: Eukaryota; Metazoa; Chordata; Aves; Galliformes; Phasianidae.
AGCGGAGCCGGGGGCGGCGCAGCGCUGAGCCGGGUCGGAGCCGCCGCCGCUGCUCGGAAUGGGGCCGGCCCGGUUCCGAUGUGGGCGCGGUGAGGACGCGAGGAGCCGGAGUGGAGCGUUUCGGAGUUCUAGCUGAAGACCCUCUUGCUUUGAGAAGCAGAAUGACUGCUCAGUCUUGAGGAGGGAGCACAGAAGAUCUGCUGGCACGCUCUGCCCAAGGUGCGUGCUGAAGAUGGUGCAGAAAUACCAGUCCCCAGUUCGAGUCUACAAAUACCCUUUUGAGCUGGUCAUGGCGGCAUAUGAAAAGCGCUUUCCUACAUGUCCAGAGAUCCCAGUCUUCCUAGGAAGUGAAAUCCUGCAUGAAUCCAAAAGCGACGACGGAGCGAUCCAUAUCAUUGAACGGAGCUGCAAACUGAACGUGGAUGCUCCUCGGCUGCUAAAGAAAAUUGCAGGGGUAGAGUACGUGUUCUUCAUACAGAAAAAUACAGUCAACUGGAAGGAGCGAACUCUGCGCAUUGAAGCCCACAAUGAGACUUUUGCCAACCGUGUGGUCGUCCUUGAGACGUGCAGCUACUCAGUUCACCCAGAGAACGAAGAGUGGACGUGCUUUGAACAGUCUGCAUCUCUUGACAUCAAGUCAUUUUUUGGCUUUGAAAGCACGGUGGAAAAAAUUGCCAUGAAGCAAUACACGUCAAACAUCAAACGGGGCAAGGAAGUCAUUGAGCACUACCUGAAGGAGCUGAUCUCCCAAGGAAUCACGUUCAUCCCUCGUUGGACGCCUCCUGUGACACAUGGACAGAAGGCAGAGCAAGUCCCAGCCACCAGCCACGAAGCCAAUGAUGCACCACUGGAGUCUGGGGCUCACGGAGCUACCAAAGAGCAAACAGGCAGCUCCUGCCCCCCAGCAGAACCCAUCAGCCCUGAUGCUGACAAAUUGGAUGCUGAUUACAUUGAGCGAUAUCUGGGCCAGCUGACUCCAAUGCAAGAGAGCUGCUUGAUCCGACUUCGGCAGUGGCUUCAAGAAACUCACAAAGGCAAGAUCCCCAAAGAUGAACACAUCCUUCGAUUCCUGCGGGCUCGGGACUUCAACAUUGACAAAGCUCGGGAGAUGCUCUGCCAGUCCCUGUCCUGGAGAAAGCAGUACCAGGUGGAUUACAUCCUCCAGUCCUGGAGGCCCCCAGCCCUGCUGGAUGAGUAUUACACCGGAGGGUGGCAUUAUCAAGACAGAGAUGGGCGACCUCUCUACAUCCUCCGCCUUGGCCAGAUGGACACGAAAGGUUUGGUGAAAGCCCUGGGAGAAGAGUCACUGCUGCGACAUGUUCUGUCCAUUAACGAAGAAGGACAAAAGAGAUGUGAGGAGAAUACCAACCUCUUUGGGCGCCCCAUCACAUCCUGGACAUGUCUGGUGGACUUGGAAGGGCUGAAUAUGCGGCACCUCUGGCGGCCUGGAGUCAAGGCCCUGCUUCGUAUUAUUGAGGUUGUAGAGGACAACUACCCUGAAACUCUGGGGCGACUGCUGAUAGUGCGAGCACCCAGAGUUUUUCCUGUGCUUUGGACUCUGGUCAGUCCGUUUAUCAAUGAGAACACAAGGCAGAAGUUCCUUAUUUACAGCGGGAAUAACUACCAGGGUCCAGGAGGGCUGGUAGACUAUGUAGACAAAGAAGUGAUCCCAGACUUCCUAGGAGGAGAAUGCAUGUGUACUGUCCCAGAGGGUGGGCUCGUUCCCAAGUCACUUUAUCAAACAGAUGAAGAGCCAGAGAAUGCAGAUCACAUCCGGCUAUGGACAGAAACUAUCUACCAUUCUGCAAGUGUCCUCAGAGGAGCUCCACACGAGAUAGUAGUGGAGAUUUUGGAAGGGGAGUCUGUGAUCACCUGGGACUUUGACAUCCUGAAAGGAGAUGUGGUGUUCAGCCUCUUCCACUCAAAAAGAGCUCCGGCAACAGGUCAUAAAGAAGCCACGUUACCAGGUACCUCUGCUGGUGGGGACAACGUGCAACUGAUUGACAGGACGUGGGUCCUUGGUGUGGAUUACAGCCGCAUGGAAUCUCCUCUGGUUUGCAGGGAAGGAGAGAGCAUCCAGGGUUCUCAUGUGACUCGCUGGCCAGGCUUCUACAUUCUCCAGUGGAAGAUGCAUGGUCCCCUGCCCUGCUCUGGCACUACCCUCCCUCGGGUGGACGAUGUUCUCGCCUCUCUGCAAGUUUCCAGUCACAAGUGCAAGCUUAUAUACUACUACGAGGUGCUUGCAUCCAAGGACUUCAGGGGAUCUAUGUCAAGCCUGGAAUCUUGCAACAGUGGAUUUUCCCAGCUGAGCGGAGCCACAACAUCUUCCAGCCAGUCCCAGAGCAGCUCCCAUCUCUCCAGAUAGCAGGGCUGUGGCUGCACCACAAGGAAACAUUGCUCAGGGCUUCCUGGCCGCCCCGGAGCUGCUCAUGCACCAAACCAAAGAGCCUGCAGGGGCUGAGCCGUGGGGCAGGCGCUGUGUGAGCACAGACAGCAGCCACUGCACAGAGGCUUCUGUUCCCAGCAGGGGACUCAGUGCUGGAGCAGCAGCUGUUGUUUUCUAUCAGAUUCCUGCUGCUCAGUAGGAUAUUUCUUACAUUGUGUGUUUGGGCGAAUGUCAGUUUGCAUGAAUUUGUGUAUUACUCGACUCUCAAGGGCUCCUUCCAAUCAGUCCUUUUCCCCUCGCGCGGUAGAGGAGACUGAUGUUGCCUUAUCUGAUUGGUCUGUAGGACUAGAUUUAAUUCACCUGUAGCAAAAUGAAUCUCGUUUUCUGAGUGCCCAGGGUACCAAUUGCUCGUCGGAAGGUAAAGCGGGCAUUUCAGGUGCAAGGACUUGAAGCAAGCUGUAAAUACUUUAAUACAGAUAGGAUAUUUUAGAGAUUAGAUCCAGGUCAAACCUAAAAGCUCUUCCUAUCUGACAGGAUGCUAUUAGGAAAUGUGUUGGAUUGUUUUUAACCCACUGAGACACACAAAUGUUCUCUAGAAAGUAAAGGCAGAGAACCUGCCGCCAUGGGCAGCAUCUUUCCUAAAGAUACCUUUCCUUUUUCCUCAGGUUUACAAGCAAUAAUAGGUGGAUCUGACCCAUCUCAUCAGAGUAGGUGGGGAACGAAUCAAGUGAUAAAGGGCUACGAAAAGCAAUAUUUUAUCUCCUGAAGGCACAAAAUGCUCUGGCAGUAUUAUAGGAGUCUUUACAACAUGAGCUGACUUGAAAACUGUAGAGAGGGAGGACAAAAGAAAAAGCAUGUAUGUGUCUGAGCGCUUCCUGAAAUGUAUUUAUUCAAAUAAUGGCUUAUUUGAAGCUCACUUUUAACUUAUUUAUCAUUUGAGAAACGAGUAUUUAUUAAAUCCGAUUGCUUUUUAUUUUUGAGCAGGGUUUAUUUUGUUUUAGAAAGGAAUAACUGCUGGUUGGAGGAUGGGAUGCAUCUCCUCCUGAUCCUUGUGCAAAGGGUGUAUGCUGAGCACUGUGUGCCUAUGAGGUCCAGUUAGAGCCCAAAGCCUCACGGGCUCUGGAGGAAUUGCUUCCCAGGGCUAAGAAGUGUUGUAUAUAGGAGUUGUGAGUAUGUGGUGCUGGGCUUGGGGCAGAGUUGGAGCAGUUUGUGCUGGAGGUGUAGCUUCUUCCAGCGCAGCAACUCAGGUAUCCACGGCCACGUUUCUGAACAUGGUGGUCUGAGCAGACCAUCUUUCUUCGUCUCUCGUUGAGCUUUUCCUAAUGUCAAAGAACACGUGCAGGUGAGGAGAUGGCAUGCAUGGAUUAAUUCCUUCUGACCUUGUUUCUUUAAACCGGUGAUUUUUUGAAGCACAAAGAUGAAAAGAGCCCCAGUAAUUGGAACAAAAGAUGACAACGUGCCCAUGUGAGUUGCUUGGUGGUUUUAUUGUCCUUUUCUUAAGGAACAGAGCCAAGGCAAUGCCUCCCCCAGCUUACAUCACUAUGUGAGUGUGGAUCAGGUAACCCAGUUCUGCAGGUCCUGGGGUGGUUCUGACGUCCUGGAGUUCCCCAGCUGGGCUGCACACUUCCCCAUCUCCCCCAAAUGAAUUCUGUCUGUGUCUGGGAUUUCAGCAUGACUGGAGUCACACAGGGGGAAAAAGCACCAGAGAUUCAAGAGUCCUGGAAUUAAAAGUGCACGUGCGUAUCCUGAAUGAGGUCUCUGAUGAGCUGGGCAGAGGUGGAGGGCUGCUCCUGCAUUGCUGUGUGCUGAGCUGAGACCUCAGAUCAGUUGAGACCAAGUUCUGGGUUCUGUUCCCAAUGUCUCCUUGCAGAUCUUACAGGCCAGGACCUUGGAAGGGAGCUGGUGACGCAGCAGGGCCUUGCAGCUGGUUUUCAGGACUUGGGCCACAUUCAGGCAUCCAGCUGGGGGUUUAAUGAACUCCUCAGUUAAUGAGGACUUUCCCCUGUUUCAGAUGUUCCACAUACAAAACAUACUGCCUACCUCAAAGAGCUGUUGCCACGUUUAAUGUGUUUGAAGGGAAAUGGUCCUGUGGGUGAUUUGGCACACAGCACCGUGCUGUUGUUUACUACUAUGGCCAUACGUGUAACCUUUGUUCUUAGCAAUCCCUGCAGGUCCACCUCGUCCUGCUGCUCCCUGCUUCUGCCUCAGUGGGACUGAGCAUGGACACUGCACCACAGAGGGUGGAUGUCACAUCAGAGCAGCCAUAAUGUGACCGAGCCACUUGGGUGAAACGUUUUGGGGUAGAAAAGGGCUUUUUAAUGGCUGUAGACAGAAUAGAUUGACCCCUGAUUUCACUAAAUAGCUGAAACGCUGUUGACUUCUCCAUUCUUUGGUCAGCUCUUUGUUGUAUCAGCUCUGGGCAGCAGCGCCAGCUCUUCUUUCUUACCUGAUGUGCUCCCAUUGGGAGCCAAGUCAAGCAAGGAGCUGGGCUAUUCCAUCCUAAGGCCUAACACUGACCUGUGUCCAUCAGGUUCCUGCAUGCUGUUGGCUUUCAUGUUUUCUAGCUUGUUUGUAAUGGUGAUUCUUAUGAGUAACUAUUUCUCUUCUGGAAGGCUAAAUUGGUAUCGUGUGAUGUGUGUUGGCUUUUAAUGACAUCAACAUCCACUUCCAAGCGAUCAGCUACACAUAAACUAAAUGGGCAUUAUUAUUAUUAUUAGAAAGUUGUGUUACUUUCUGUCCCUCGCAGCUGUCUGGUUUUAUUCACUGGGGUCCUGAUUUCUCUCAGCCAAAAAAGGAGGAAGGAAAAGAACCGAGGAGCUUCUCUUGAAGAGCACAGCAGCAAAAGGCCGGGUGCUCCACGCCACGUUACGUGACAACAAAUCCAAUGCUUAAAACCUACUCAGUUAUAACAUUUAUGAGAUUAAAACAAUGCAGUAUUUGUAAAAGCUGGACAUUUCUAUACAUUGGGAAUAAACCUCUCUGAAGUACA